This is a messenger RNA of Cladocopium goreaui, 3210 nucleotides long. The record is from the annotation of a GenBank genome assembly. NCBI's taxonomy places the organism in Eukaryota, Dinophyceae, Suessiales, Symbiodiniaceae.
AUGGAAGAUGGAGGCGAUGUUUCAGCCGCUUCGGCCGGAGCAGGGUCCUCAGGCGAUGUUCCAGCUGCUUCAGCCGGAGCAGAUGCCUUUGAAGAUGAAGUUGAUUUGGAAAUCGGUGAAGAACAGAGGAAAGCCAUUGUGAAGAAAGAACCACAUCAACCAUCCCAAGCUGAAGUUGACGAACAUGAAAGCACUGGACAUGUUGUCCAUCGGAGCUGGUGCUUGCACUGCAAAAGGGCACGUGUGACUGCUGAUCGCCAUGUGCCUAAGGAACUUGAUGAGCCAGAAACGCAGUUGCCCACGCUGAGCCUGGACUACUUCUAUAUGAACCAGGACCAGGUUGCGGAUGAGGCGACCCUUCCGAGCAUUGUGGUGAAGUGCCACAAGACCAAGAGAUUUUGGGCGAGCGUUCUCCCGGGAAAAGGGGCGGAUGCGUUCGCAAUCGUUAAGGAGAUAAAGACCCACAUCGAAGUGCACUUGGUGGAAACCCCAGUAGAAGACCAUCAAGCCAAUGGGUUUAUCGAAGUGGGAGUGCGAGAGAUAAAACGACAAUGUCGUGCUCUCCUCAGCGACCUGGAGUUCAAGCUGGAAAGGAAGGUAGAUCCGGGCCAUCCACUUUUGGUUUGGCUCCCGCGGCAUGCUGCCUUUCUCUUGACGAGAUACCGAGUAGGUACUGAUGGAAAGACCGCUUUUGAGCGGACCUAUGGACGAAAAUGGCGGAUUCCGCUUGUGAGGUUCGGUGAAAGCAUCCUGUAUAGGCCGAGGGCCAAUCGUGGGGGCAAGAGAAAUGACCUUGCUCCAAGGGUAUCCAUUGGGAUGUACGUUGGAACUGGAAACAGAAAUUCAGACGUCUUUGUCAUGACGGAACGUGGAAUCAUGAAGGGGAACUCGAUCCAUCGACACCCACCUGACGAUCAGUUCAAACAUGAUCAGUUUGACUCGCUACGUGGCCUUCCUUGGAGGUUGCAAGAACGAGAACAUGGUGGACUGAGGAUCGCCCUUCCCGAUGUUGCAGCGCCUCGUGAAAGGCCUGCAGUGCAAGAAGUGAUCCCAAGGAACCUCUAUGUCACCAAGAAUGACUUGGAAAAGCAUGGGCACACACCUUUGUGUCCUGGAUGUGAAGCAGCAAUACUUGAGAUGCCAAGCCGAGCUCACAAUGCUGAGUGCAGACAAAGAAUCCAGAUCGAACUUGACAAGACUCCAGAAGGCAGGCGCCCAAGAGGCGCGGCUGCACCGCCUGAGGGUGGUGGGGCAGAAGGUGGUGAAGCUGCACCACCAGUUGUCCCAGGAGGGGAAGUUGAACAACCAGUCUUGCAAGACCGUGUUCCUUUGGAUGCGGAAAUGGAUGCAAGUGAGGCUGUUGGUGAACCACUGGUCGACACCGAUUUUCGUGGAGAACUCAGACAGAGAGAACAAGAAAGAGAAGGAAGCCCAAAGAGGCAGAAACAAGAACAAUCCCGAGGAGAGAAAAGGAGUUCACAAGUCGACGUUGAAGAUCUUUACAAUGAAUCUUCAGCUCAGGCUUCAGGGUCAGCCGGACCACCGGCACCGGAUGCUUCAUCUGGUGUUCCGGAAGGUGCUGCCGCUGCACCAACAAGUCCUGAGACAAACCAGGAGAUGCUACAUCUGUGUUCCUUGCUCAAAGAUGUGAUCGCAAAAGGGAAGGUUGCUGAGAUCUUCUCUCCACCGCGUGUGGCUGCACAAGCCCAAGUGGUCGGGCUAGCACCUGGCUUCUCGAUUGACUUGGAGACAAAGCGUGGUGAUGGAACUCACUGGGACUCGAGUAAAGAUGAACACAUUCGUGAUCUGUUUCAACUGCUUGACUAUGAGAAACCAGAGUUCCUCGGCGGCUCACCUCCCUGUGGGCCAUUCUCGAAGCUGCAAAACAUUGUGGAUGCGAAGGGCAAUGUUUCACCUGAAGUUCGAGCGCAGAGACUAAAAGAUGGUCGCAAACAUCUGCGCACGGCAGUUUCAGCGUAUGAGCAUCAAAUGAAUGCUGGAAGGUACUUCUACCAUGAGCACCCUAAAGGGGCCGCUUCGUGGGAAGAGAGAGCUGUGAAGAGACUGAGGGCAGAUGAACGGGUGUAUGAGGAGGAGUUUUGGAAGCAGCUGCCCGACAGCGAUGACACCAUCGUGGAGCCAGUGCUUGACGCACACUCCGGUGCUGUCUUAGAUGUUGACAAGGUCAGAGCUGCUCGACAAGAAGAACUAGCAUGGGUACACAAACAGGGUAUCUAUAUCAAAGUUCCACUCACAGAAGCCCAACAGUCUGGAAAACCGGUCAUCACCAUGAAAUGGAUUGACAGAAACAAAGGGGAUGCAACACACCCCAACUACAGGUCACGUCUGGUCUGUAGAGAGAUCAAACGGGCCAGCAAUGCUGACUUCAUUCCGGACUAUGCGUCCUUCAGUUCGAUGCCGCCUUUGGAAUCGCUGAAAUUGCUUCUAUCGCUUAUGGUGACUUCGAGACGAUCCAAGUCUGGCAAUGCACUGAAAGUUCGUCUUCUUGACAUAUCACGCGCUCACUUCUAUGGAGAGGCAGAGCGUGAUAUCUUCGUGCAGUUACCUGAAGGAGAUCGACAAGAAGGGUUUUGUGGCAAGCUCGUUAAGAGCAUGUAUGGAACACGCGAUGCAUCAGCGAUCUGGCAAAGAUCAUAUACAGAACUUCUCAUCCGAGCUGGUUUUGCCAAGAAUCAAGCUUGGCCAUCCUGCUUUUACCAUGAAGGUUACGGUGGUAUUCGAGUUCUUGUACACGGAGAUGACUUCGUGGUGCUUGCUGAUGAUGCUGGACAGAAAUACCUUGAGGACACCUUGAGGUCCAAAUAUGAUCUGCGGGUCGAUGGAUCGAUCGGUCCUGGAGAACGGCAUCAGCAGUUCGCAGUGCUCAAUCGAAUCGUGACCUACAACGAGCAGGAAGGCUCUGUAUCCUAUGAGGCGGAUCCCCGCCACGUUGACCAGAUGGUACGAGAUCUAGAAAUGGAAAACUGUAAGCCAGUCAAGACACCAUCUGAGAAAAUGUCAGCCACGGAGGCCAACUUGAAGUUGACCACCCCGACCAUCACACCGGACCGUGUAAGUUUCUUCCGGUCUCUGGUGAUGAGAGCGUCGUAUGUGGCACAGGACAGACCUGACAUCGCGGAGGCAGUGAAAUGCCUAUCAAGAAGAAUGCAUGAGCCCAAAGAAUCUGACUUUCAGGAUCUGAAACGCUAG